Oncorhynchus kisutch (coho salmon) is the source of this 9248-nucleotide messenger RNA. RefSeq names its product thrombospondin type-1 domain-containing protein 7A. Lineage: Eukaryota; Metazoa; Chordata; Actinopteri; Salmoniformes; Salmonidae. Gene Ontology annotation, biological process: actin cytoskeleton organization. The transcript is spliced from 28 exons. The record is from RefSeq and is a predicted model, not a curated record. Gene Ontology annotation, cellular component: plasma membrane. Bases 645 to 5780 code for a protein of 1711 amino acids.
UCUCUGAACCUGGAAGCUGUGCUUGCAAUAGCUCCUCUGCUCAUUUUGAACGUUGGUCUCCAGCUGUCCUCUCAGCGCUGCUAGUGAGGAGUGGAACAGAAGACGCUUCCAUCCCUGUACCCUCGGCAAGAGAGGGACUGUGUGUGUAAAAAUUAGAGUGAGCUGGAGCAUGGAGAGACAGAAAGAGAGAGAGUGAGUGAAAGAGAGCGAGAGAGAGAGAGAGAGAGAGAGAGAGGGAGAGAGAGAGCGUGUGAGAGAGGAAGGGAGGAGGUACCACUGCAGACGCACAGCCACUGUCACAGCUCCACAGCCAGAGGACAGAGGCAGAAACGGCAGCACCAGAGAGCAUGGAGGAGCAAGACUCUAUCAUUCCUCUGGACCUCUACCCUCUCUCACUGACAACCUUCCUCUGGGAAUACCCUGUAAAGAGUGGAGAAGAGAAGAGAAGAGGAGGGAGAUAGAGGACAAGAGGAGUAAUCUCUUGAUCUGCCCUUCAGAAGAGGAAGCACCAGUCCCUUACUCUAGUGGGACAAAUCACACACUAUUCUCUUUUUUUGGCCUGUCAGACCUGUGCACGUCUUGGGCUAUCUUCCCCUGCGGUGACCUUUUGACAGUGUGGACUUACGUUGACCCUGGAGAGGACCAUGGGGCUAGGGUGGAGGUGGAGGGGUGCAGGAGGGACCCCCAGUAUAAGGACAGGGGGCAGCACAUUCCUCUGGGUGACAGUACUACUGCUCUGUGGUACUUGGAGGGCUAACACACAGAUGGUAGAGGACACCAAGUCUGUGUACUUCUGGGAAACAGGGCCAUGGGGCAGAUGUAUGGGCAGUGACUGUGGUCCAGGUGGCAGCCAGAGUCGGGCUGUGUGGUGUGCCCACGUGGACGGCUGGACCACCCUCCACACCAACUGUGACCAGUCCCAGCGGCCUUCCAACCAGCAGAACUGCUUCCGUGUGUGCGACUGGCACAAGGACCUUUACGACUGGAAACUGGGUGCCUGGAACCAGUGUGUGUCCGUGUCAGCAAGGACCUUUGGGGGCGUGCGCCCAUACUUAUGCAAUGGGGGUGAGGAGGGCAUUCAGACUCGGGAGGUGGGCUGCAUACUAAAGUCAGACGAGUCUCCCGGAGACGACAACAUCUGUGAGUACUUUGAGCCCAAGCCUCGACUAGAGCAGGCCUGCCUCAUCCCCUGCCCUCAUGACUGUGUAGUGUCUGAGUUCACCCCCUGGACGUCCUGCUCAAAAACCUGUGGAACCGGCCUAAAGAACCGGGUGCGCAGUGUCCUGGUGCCUCCGCUCUUCGGGGGUUCCGCCUGCCCCAACCUGACUGAGUUCCAGACCUGUAAGCCAGGGCCUUGUAAGGGGCCUGAGGGGGUGUACAGCCUCAGGGUGGGGCCCUGGAUGCCCUGUUCUCUCCCCAUUUCCCGGCCGGUGCGGCAGGCCAAGCGUAGGAAGGGUAAAGGGGAGGCCAGGGAGAGGCCUGAGGUCAAAGACCCUGAUACUAGGGAGCUGAUCCAGAAGAAACGGACCAGGAACCGGCUCAACAGGCAGGAGAGCCCCUUCUGGGACAUCCAGCUGGGAUACCAGAGUCGCACGGUGUCCUGUGCACACAGGAACGGGAGCACGGUGGGUCUCAGUCGGUGUCUGCCCAGGGACCUCCCUCUGACGGUCCAGUCCUGCAUCCUUGCUAAGGACUGUAAGCUGAGCGAGUGGGCAGACUGGGGCCCCUGCUCCAAGGCCUGUCUAGACCCAGACCCUGAGUCCCCCCGGGGCCAACGCUCCAGGACCAGACGCGUGCACCAGUUCUCUGUGGGGGAGGGGGAGGACUGCCCACCGCUGGAGGAGACGGAGCCAUGUGACCCUCAGGGGGAUGGAGUACUGCCCUGCGCCACUUACACCUGGAGGACUACAGAGUGGAGCAACUGUAGGGUGGACUCGUUGCUAAGCCAACAGGACCGUCGGCGUAGCAACCAGACCGGCCUGUGUGGGGGAGGGCUCCAGAACCGAGAGGUGUACUGUGUCCAGGCCAACGCUGAACUACUGACCUACCUCAACAACCUCAAAGACAAAGAUGAGGGUCAGACCUCAAACCAGCAGAAGCCUAGUGUUCCCCCUCUUCUAUCCAUCAGCUUUGAAGUUACAGCAUCCCGUCCUGUGGACAGCAAGCUGUGUGGGGGUCCCAUCCCCAACACAUCCCAGCUGUGUCACAUCCCCUGUCCUAUCGAGUGUGAAGUGUCCCCAUGGGGGGCCUGGGGACCCUGCACCUAUGAGAACUGUGACGUCCAAGAAGGGAAGAAAGGUUUUAAACUGAGGAAACGGGAGAUCAGCAAUGAGCCAACGGGUGGACCAGGGAACUGUCCUCACCUGGUGGAGGCUGUCCCAUGUGACGAACCCAGCUGCUGGGCCUGGCGCCUCGUCAGACUGGAUGAGUGUAUCCCCGACGGGGAGCUGCCGUGUGGCCCCGGGACACAGAUACCUCAGGUUCAGUGUGUCAACAGCACCGGUGACAUGGUGGACAAGGAGCUGUGUGGGGGAGCCCCUGCCCCUGAGCCCAUCGCCUGUGAUGUGCCUUGCCCUAAGGACUGUGUCCUCAGCGACUGGACCUCCUGGUCCUCCUGCUCCCAAACCUGUUCCAGCAAAACCAUCGAGGGCAAGCAGCUGAGGACCCGCUCCGUACUGGCCUACAACGCUGGCGAAGGUGGCGGCAUGUGCCCCAACAGCAGUUCUCUGCAGGAGGUGCGUAACUGCAACGAGCAUGCAUGUACAGUGUAUCACUGGCAGACUGGACCCUGGGGCCCCUGUACUGAAGAUCCCUCAGCCUCAGCCCUCAACACCACCACUGCUGCUGCUGGCCCAAACACCAACGGGCAGGGCCCCUGCUCCCAGGGCAUGCAGACACGCAAGGUCAUCUGUGUCCGGGUCAACGUGGGACAGGUGCCGCCCAAGAAAUGUCCUGAGAGUCCUCGUCCAGGUACAGUGCGGCCCUGUCGAAUGCCCUGUAAGAAGGACUGCAUCGUAACCCCCUUCAGCGACUGGUCCCAGUGCUCUCCCACCUGUGAUGCAGCUGGUAACAUUCAGAAGAAGAAGCAGUCGAGAAAACGCGUCAUCCUCCAGCUGCCAGCCAACGGGGGCCAAGACUGUCCUGAGGUGCUGGAGGAGGAAAAGGACUGUGAGGCUCCUAAAGUCUGCCCUGGUUACAGGUGGAAGUCACACAAAUGGAGAAGGUGUCAAUUGGUACCAUGGUACAUCAGGGAGGACAGCCCAGGGGCUCGGGAGACAUGUGGACCAGGUCUUCAAACAAGAGCCGUGUCCUGUCGCCAGCUGGACGGAGUGCAGGCAGACAUUGGGGAGUGUCUGAAGUUUGCCAACACCAUGCCCCCCAUCACUCAGCGGUGCCAGCUCCCAUGCCAGGAUGAUUGCCAGCUCACCAACUGGUCCAAGUUCUCGUCCUGCACAGCUGACUGUGUGGGGGUCCGAACCAGGAAGAGGUUACUUGUAGGGAGAAGCAAGAAGAAGGACAAGUGUAAGAACACCCAGAUGUACCCUCUGAGCGAGACGCAGUACUGCCCGUGUGACAAGUACAACGCCCAGCCCUUGGGCAACUGGUCCGACUGCAUCCUGGCCGGGGGAGACCGUGUGGAGAGUCUCCCGGGCACGAAGGUCCAGGGGAACAUCAAGGAGUGUGGCCAGGGCUACCGCUACCAGGCCAUGGUGUGUUACGACCAGGACAGCAGACUGGUGGAGACCUCACGAUGCAACAGCCAUGGCUACAUUGAGGAAGCAUGCAUCAUCCCCUGUCCGUCAGACUGUAAGCUCAGCGAGUGGUCCAACUGGUCCCGCUGCAGCAAGUCAUGUGGUAGCGGGGUCAAAGUGCGUUCCAAGUGGCUCCGGGAGAAACCCUACAACGGAGGGCGACCCUGCCCCAAACUGGACCACAUCAACCAGGCCCAGGUGUAUGAGGUUGUGCCCUGUAUUAGUGACUGCAGUCAGUAUGUGUGGGUGGCUGAACCCUGGAGUGUGUGGAAGGUCAGCAACUUGGACCUGAAGGAGAACUGUGGAGAGGGCGUCCAGACCCGCAAAGUCAGGUGUAUGCUGAACACUAUUGACGGUCCAUCUGAGUCUGUGGAGGACUACCUGUGUGACCCGGAGGACAUGCCCUUGGGGACGCGGGGAAGCCGGCUGCCCUGCCCCGAGGACUGUGUCCUCUCUGACUGGAGCAGUUGGAACCGCUGCAGCCUGCCAUGCAGUUACAACAACAGCAGGAAACGGACAGCUUACGCCAUCCGGUCACCUGGAGCAGGGAGACAAUGUCCGGACACCACAGAGAAGGAGCCAUGUAGUCUGAACCUGAACUGCUUUCACUAUUUCUACAACAUCACAGACUGGAGCACAUGUCAGCUAAGUGCCAAUGCUGUGUGUGGGAAUGGCAUCAAGACGCGGAUGCUGGAUUGUGUACGCAGCGACAGCAAGUCUAUCGACCUCAAGUUCUGUAAGGAGCUGAGCCUGGAGAGGAAGUGGCAGAUGAACAUUUCCUGUGUGGUGGAGUGUCCCGUCAACUGCCAGCUGUCUGAUUGGUCGGCCUGGUCGGAAUGCUCGCACACGUGUGGAUUGGAUGGGCGGAUGUGGCGUAGCAGGGUGGUGGUGCAGGGGUCCCAGGGAGAUGGGCGUCCCUGUCCCUCUCAGCUGGAGCAGUGGAAACCUUGUCCUGUCAGACCCUGUUACAGGUGGCAGUACAGCCCCUGGUCUGAGUGCAGGGUGGAGGAGGUGGUAUGUGGAGCGGGACUUCGCUACCGGAACCUGUCGUGCGUGGUGUCAGACGGCUCCAGAGAGGGAGAGGGCAGCAUGGUGGAGGAGGAGCUGUGUGGGGGUCUGGAGAUGGCUGUCAACAGAGACAAACUGAUCAUACUGAAGGAGACCUGUGUUCUGCCCUGUCCAGGUGAAUGCUACCUGAUGGAGUGGUCUGACUGGAGCCCGUGUCUGAGUGUGUGUGCCAAAGGGGCCGGCGUGGACUUUGGAUCUGUCCAGGUGCGCUCGCGAGCCGUCGUGGCCCAGGAGCCUGAGAAUGUCCAGCUGUGUCCUGACCAGGACUGGGAGUCCCGACCCUGCAUUGAUGGGGAGUGUUUUGAGUACAAGUGGAUGAGCAGCACGUGGUCAGGCUCCUCUCGUGUCACCUGGUGUCAGCGCUCUGAUGGACUCAACGUCACAGGAGGAUGCCCCCCUAUCAAUCCUCCAGGGGACGACAACAACUCCUGUGACCCGCCGUGUCAAAUGCCAUUGUCCUUCUGCACUGAGGCUGGUGUGUGUAUGUGCGAGGAGGGCUACACAGAGGUGAUGUCCUCCAGUGGCCAGCUGAACCACUGCACCCCCAUACCCAUUCUGGAGAUCCCCACAGCCGGGGACAAGAAGACUGACGUGAAGACCAGCCGUGCCAUCAACCCCACCCUGCCUGCCACCAUACAGCCUGGACGCACCGGGCGCACCUGGUACCUGCAGCCCUUUGGACCAGAUGGCAAGCUGAAGAUGUGGGUGUAUGGUGUAGCAGCGGGAGCCCUGGUACUGCUCAUGUUCAUAGUGUCUAUGAUAUACCUAGCUUGCAGGUACAGCGUCCUCCGCCGCCAUCUUCAGGCCACCGAGUCCAACGCCAAUGGGGCGGUGGUCUGGAUGGGCCAAAAUGUACAUGAGUUGACUUAUACGUGCCCCGAUUGCCAAGAGUUGGGUCAAAGCAGUGGCCAAAGCAGUGGCCAAAGCAGUGGCCAAAGCAGCAGCCAUGGCAGCAGCUAAAGAGUAGCUGCAGUGCCAAUCGUUGACCCCUGACCUCUGACCCCUCCACCAGUGUCACAUGACAUGUCCCGCUUGACCAGCUGUGUGAAGUUGCUGGUGCAGGUGAGGUCCCAGGAGAUCACCUUCUAGGGGUUCCUCGUACUGUAGGUGGUAGGCUCCAGAUAGACCCUGGUCGUAGGAAGUCCUCCGACUUUAGGAUGACCUUACCUUCACCAAAUCAUUAACCUAAACCAUUAGGGCAGUGGUCUCCAGACCCUAACACACCCAAUUACUGAUCAACGACUCAAGAUGAAGAUGAGUUAACUCAGAAGUGUUAGUGUUGGCCUGGAACAAAAUAUGUGACCAGGGUUAAGUGACUACUAAUGUGACUACCGUUGACUGAUUUGGUCUCCAGAGUGACGAAGCAGUCUAAGGCACUGCAUCUCAGCGCAAGAGGCGUCACUAUAGUACCUGGUUCGCAUCCAGGCUGUAUCACAUCCGGCCAUGAUUGGGAGUCCCAUAGGGCGGCGCACAAUUGGCCCAGCAUCGUCUGGAUUUGGCCGGUGUGGGCCGUCAUUGUAAAUAAGAAUUUGUUCUUAACUGACUUGCCUAGUUAAAUAAAGGUUAAAUCAUAUAAAAAAAAAAAAAUACAAAUUCAACCCCUUUAAGACUCAUUCAGGCCUUUUCCUGUAGACUAAUUUGUUUUCCUGACUGUAAAAUGGCACAAUGAUGGUGCCAUACUGCCCUCUGGUGGCCAUGAUAGACAGCUACUAUAUUUUAGAGCAGGAGCAACAUUCCCCUGCUUUUAUCAAAUCCCCUCUGCCAUCUCAUCCCUGUUAAUCCUCUAUUUACCAUACAUUGUCACACACAUGUAUUAUGUUGCUCACGUUUGUUAUGCACGGAACACCAGUUGUUGAGGAUGAUCAAGUUCACACCACCAUCAAGGAAUAUGGACACAUGCAGUAGAAGUAAGCAUUUAUGCAUGCAUCUUUAUGAGGCAUUAAUAAUUGCAGGACAACAAUAGUGCUUCUCUUUUCCUAGGAUGGUGGCCUUUGCUAAAUAGCUCUGUAAUAUUCUCGCACUGUCAUAACCUAUAGAAAAGGUACUUUAUAGCUCCGAGCCCUAGAAGUCAAGUGAAGCAUGGCCACAGUCAUUAAUGCAAAUGGACAAACUAAUACCUUUAACUAGCUUUUUAUCGUUUUAAUAUGCCCAUGUCUUCCCGAAAUGUCAGUUUCAUAGAGAUAUCGUUCAUUUGGAACAAACGCAGCGAUAUGUUAUAACUGACAUAAUAGUAUGCCACUUUCUAGUGCUGCUGGUGUUUUACUUGCACUGUAGUGUACAGAUUGUAAGGCAGGGUAACAUGGCGUCUACUCUUCCUCUUAGCAAAAAGCCAAAGAAACCAAAGAGACAGAGGCAGAUGAACAACCGACUGAAACCUCUCACCCUAGCCUAUGACGGGGACGCUGACAUGUAGGACUCUGGGAUAGCCUAGUCCUCCAGAGACCUGCCACACCUGCCGUAAAAACAAGGAGACAUAUCCCAUCAUAGGAAGGACAGGAGGGUUUUCAUCUGCAGAUCAGAAGAAGAAGACCAACGGCCAUCUUGAAUCCAUUUUGGGUCCUCAUGAGUUAAAUGGAAAUUGGAAUUGAGGAAAAAUUUCUCCACUUAGAGAUAUUUGGGUUUAGUCCAUGCAGUUCUCCUUUUUCCCCCAUUUUCUUUUGUGAUAUUUCCUUAAGCAAACGCCUUCAUGGCCUCCCCUCACUACGAGGAAAAUGCCUUUUUUAGUUUGCCCUUUUUGCUUUCAAAUGGAAGAGCUGCUGCGAAGAGACAAACUUUUUUUCUCCUUUAAACACAAACAGCACAAGCUCAUUUCUUUGCUGUGUUUUCUGCUCGUCCCUGAAACGUUGAGUAGCUGGAGGCUUAGGAUGCACUGGCGGUUCGCACGUUGCCAAAAGUCACCGCAGGGAAGGGGAGGAAAAUCUCCAUGAAAAGGCUUGGAUUCCUUUCCUUUCUUGGGUUUUGACUGAAAUCUCCUUCUUCGGUCGCAAACAAAGAGAUACUUUUGGUUUCCGGUUGAUUCCUAGUCCACUGCCUAUCUUGGAGGAUAAACAUAUACAGACAGAGAACACAAGAUGAGAAACCAUCCCUGGUUACUGGAUCUAUUGCCUGUCUCUCUUUUGCUUUGUUUCAGGAACUAUUAUUGCACUACGUUAGUGCAGCAUGAUAUGCACAUGAUGACUUAUAUGUUGCAUUGCCAUAGAACAUUGCCUCUCUUAAGACAGAUAUGCAGUUGGAAAUCAAAUGUGAAAAUAAUAGGCAUUUUCAAGACCACGGAUACAUGAUAACUGGAGAUGAUGUCCGUGUUCUAUAACACAGGGGGUGUGAAUCAAUAGUAAAUAUGUAUAGAUUUUAUUUUUCCACAACUCGUUUUGUUUUUGGUCCAGUAUCUUUUGUGGUCUAUAUACUGUAGUUUGUUUGGUAUUGUCCCUCUCUAUGCCCGAAUGAAAUCGAAUAGACUACAUUAAAUGAGGACCAUUGAUUCUGUUCUUGCUUACAAUGAGAUAUUUCCAAUGGUUUAAAUGUUGUAAAUAUGAAACACAGCCCAUAUGUACAUGGAAGAUAAAUGGGCAAAUGGAUUUUCUUAUUUUUUAGAUAACUUGUUUUGCAAAAAACAAAACACUUCUAAAGCUAAAACGAUGUGUGUGACUGCUAUUGUAUUUUUUAUCUAACUUCUAAUGUCACGCAAACCUAACUUCUGCCUUAUUGUCAAUGAUCAACUAUCUACAGUACCAUAUACAUUCAUGAAACCAACAUAUUUAAUAAUGGGUGCAGCACAGGUUUAAACUGUAUGUCAUUGAUUCAUGUGAUGAAUGAUUGAUGAAUUUGGUGAUUGAUGAAUUUAGACGGAAGUUAAACAGUACCAUUUUCUUGGACAAAAGGCUCUAGGAACACUACAGUUGUUUUCAGUUCUGACUUAAGACUAUGGAAAUGUCCUUUUUCACAAUGACCCAUAUCAUAGUGCCCUUAGACAUAUGAUAAUGAUGCAGUUCGUUCUCUCGGCGUACAAUAUUACAUCAUAUAUUCUGUAUAUAUCGAGGUCCAUCUAAGCAGCCGUCAUUACAGUAUCUGAAUACAGAGGAAAUAUGGUGCCGCUGUUCUACACUGGCAGAAUUCGACCACUCUGCCUGAGAGCAAGAAGAACAGCUGAUGAGGAGAAUGUUUACUUUGUUGUUAGUUUUCCUUGUAAAUAAUGACAUUUUUUAGAUUUUUUUGAAAAAAAGGUCAACUUAUGUGAACAUUUAUUUUGUAUUGCACAGAAAUGUUUAGUUUGAAUAUUGCAAUGUGGGUGUAUGAUAUUACUGAUGGGGGGUUCUCUUGAAGCAAGUUGUGUGUUGUAAAAAAAGACAAGACUCCGUCGUUUUGUAAAGAUUGUUUAUAUAUGUAUCGGAAGUAUUACUAAAAAUAAAUGAAGAAAAUGUUAUAAACAUA